CCGCUCCCGUCACCCUGGCUCUGUCCACUGGGAUUUCGGGCUCCGGGUGGUCCCUUUGCCCACCCCCCUGUCAGAUCGCAGCCCAGUGCGGGGGACUGGUUUAGGGUCCUGUGGGCGCCCAGAUCCCACUCUUAUUUUCUGCUGAGCGUGUUCCGGGUAGGACUUUGGAAUUAAGAAACGAGGGAGACGAGAAUGGGGCCUUAUGGAAGAAUGCAGACAUCGGAUCGUGAGGGGAGUGGGUCCGAGGUGAGUCCCAGCGUGAUGCCAGAGGCCCCCCUGGAGUCUCCACCUACUUCUACCAAGUCCCCGGCAUUUGAUCUCUUCAACCUGGUUCUGUCGUACAAGAGACUGGAGAUCUACCUGGAGCCCCUGAGGGAUGCAGGUGAUGGCGUCCGAUACUUGCUCAGGUGGCAGAUGCCUCUCUGCUCCUUGCUGACCUGUCUGGGCCUCAACAUCUUACUGCUCACUUUGAAUGAGGGUGCGUGGUACUCUGUGGGCGCCCUGCUGAUUUCUGUGCCCGCCCUGCUGGGCUACCUUCAGGAGGUGUGCCGGGCCCAGCUGCCCGAGUCGGAGUUGAUGCGGAGGAAGUACCACAGCGUGCGGCAGGAGGACCUGCAGAGGGUGCGCCUGUCGCGCCCGGAGGCCGUGGCUGAGGUGAAGAGCUUCCUAAUCCAGCUGGAGGCCUUCCUGAGCCGUCUGUGCUGCACCUGCGAAGCCGCCUACCGUGUGCUACACUGGGAGAACCCUGUCGUGUCCUCACAGUUCUACGGAGUCCUUCUGGGCACUGUCUUCAUGCUGUACCUGCUGCCGCUGUGCUGGGUCCUGGCCCUUCUGAACAGCACCCUCUUUCUGGGGAAUGUGGAGUUCUUCCGAGUGGUGUCUGAGUACAGGGCCUCGCUGCAGCGGCGGAUGAACCCUAAGCAGGAAGGAAACGCCUUCGAGAGUCUGCCUCUGGAUGCGGUGGGGAGGGGCGCUCUGCCGGACAGCACGCCUGCCCCCACCCCCACAGAGGACCUCACCCCGGGCAGCGUAGAGGAGGCUGAAGAGGCUGAGCCAGAUGAGGAGUUCAAAGAUGCGAUUGAGGAGACCCACUUGGUGGUGCUGGAGGACGACGAAGGUGCCUCGUGCCCGGUCGAGGACGAGCUGGCUCUGCAUGACAAUGGGCUCCUGAGCAAAAACGAGGUUCUGCGCAGCAAGGUAUCCAGGCUCACGGAGCGGCUGCGCAAGCGCUACCCUGCCAACAACUUCGGGAGCUGUACGGGCUGCUCUGCUACCUUCUCAGUGCUAAAGAAGAGGCGGAGCUGCAGUAACUGUGGAAACAGCUUCUGCUCCCGAUGCUGCUCCUUCAAGGUACCCAAGUCCUCCAUGGGGGCCACAGCUCCUGAAGCCCAGAGAGAGACUGUGUUUGUGUGUGCUUCGUGCAACCAGACCUUGAGCAAGUGAGAAGAGAAGCCAAGGGUGCAGCUUGUCACCAGUCCCGGGCCAGCAGUAGACCACCCCACCCCCCACUCUCCCCACCCUGAGCCUUGUGUGGCGUGUGCUGGGCCGAGGUGGCCAGGAUUCUAGGUAGUUUCCCCUUCCUCCCUCGGAGCUGUGCCCACUCUGGAUGGCUGGGUGUGGCUGUCCUGAAGCCCCCUGAGGGAGAGCAGCCCCUGGAGGGCCCUGCACUGCACAUUUGCUGGUGGACUCUAGGGCAUGCAGGGCCAGGCAGGGACUCUAAGCUAGAGGGCAGCAGUGAGCCAGGCUUGGGCUAGCUUAGGCUGGCGGACCUGUGUGGCUGGGAAUUCAAGGAGCCCUGAGGAUAGCAGAAGAGAAUCUUCUGCCGGGUCUCACGCCAAGCCCUUGACCUUAGUGUGCCUGCAGAAGGCUUAGUGCCACCUGCAUUGCUGCUGCCUGACUGUCCCGCAGGAUGAGGACCUCAUGCUUCUGGAAGCAGGGUCCGAGCUCCUGUGUUGUUCUUCUGUGGAUGGGGUGGGCAAAGUCCCUGAGUGUUAAGUCAAGCCCCUGAAGUCAGCAAGUGAGAGUGGGUGGGGCGGGGGUGAUGCCUGGGGAGCCCAUGACCCUUGGGCCCUGGGAAGGGUAGGAUCGGACUGGGAUAAUCUUAGUUGUGGAGUAAGGCCUCUUGGGGUCCCCAUCUUCCUGCCAAGAACUCCGUGUUCACUUCUUGACUCGUAGGGACUCAGGUGUUUCUCCUGAGGCCUUGAGCUGGCUCAGGGGCCCGUCUGCCCAACCCUGCAGCUGCCCCACCGUUUUGAAGUAUUUAUUUAUUUAUUUCCUGGUUGUGGGGAACUUGAGGCGCAGCCUGCCAUGUGGAGGGGGCUUCUCCUACUGGGAUCCACCCUGGAGGCACCGGCUGCCUGGGACUCAGUACUCAUUGGUGGCCGGGGAGUGUCUACACCCUGAGCAGCACUGAGGGGGGCCGAGAUGCGAGGCGAGGGGCCCUUGUUUAGCCAUCAUUCCUGCCAGGCCAGCAGUCUUACUGGGGCUGAGAUGCUGGGCUCCUCAGUCAGAGACUGAAGCUUGGAGCCCUGUGCACUGUCUGCACUGGGGCGGGAAGGGCCUCUGUGUAUGCGGAGAAUCCUCAAUAAAAGGCUCUCAAGCUUC
Echinops telfairi (small Madagascar hedgehog) is the source of this 2604-nucleotide messenger RNA. RefSeq names its product zinc finger FYVE-type containing 27 (gene ZFYVE27). The record is from RefSeq and is a predicted model, not a curated record. The coding region runs from base 193 to 1443 and encodes 416 amino acids. Gene Ontology annotation, cellular component: endoplasmic reticulum tubular network; growth cone membrane. The transcript is spliced from 13 exons. Gene Ontology annotation, biological process: protein localization to plasma membrane; neuron projection development; endoplasmic reticulum tubular network formation. Lineage: Eukaryota; Metazoa; Chordata; Mammalia; Afrosoricida; Tenrecidae. Gene Ontology annotation, molecular function: metal ion binding.